Molecule: messenger RNA, 5838 nt
Organism: Dermacentor andersoni
Lineage: Eukaryota; Metazoa; Arthropoda; Arachnida; Ixodida; Ixodidae
Product: dipeptidyl peptidase 9-like
Biological process (GO): proteolysis
Molecular function (GO): dipeptidyl-peptidase activity; serine-type peptidase activity
Source: RefSeq, a predicted model, not a curated record
CUGUGGCUAUCUAUGGUGGCCGCGUUCAAUGGCGCCGUCGGUGGAGGUAAAAGUAUGUGCAUACGGUGUUCCGAAAUACCGUGUGCUGCUUAUUUUAAACCGGCGCCUGCUGCGAACGCAAUGUCUGCCAUGGGGUCAUCUUUGUAAUUGCGCUGUGGGAGGACAUUGCCGGUGUGCGUGCAGCACUCGAGCGUCGUGUCUGUGAACUCUGCGACUGCUCAUCGGCCAGUGACACGCAUGGACCGACGGAGGGCUUUUGCUGCAAAUCGGGAACGUCUCCAACAACUCUGUGCCUUGCUACGAUGCAACGCUAGGGAAUGCAUGCAGACUGUAGAAAUCAUCUUGCGGACUGCUAGUUAAUACUAUAUUGGCUCAAGGAAAACCCGCUGAAAGUUGCUUGUGUCGACCGCCCGCGGAUUUGGCGGCAGGCCAUUUAGGGGAUCCUUUCUUUGCCUCUGGCUUCGGCUUCGUUGUCAGGUGGGCGAACAGUAUCGCACGCAUCCUCUUGCUGCUGGUGGAGCUGGGAGAAGCCCACGGCUGCCCCUAACGUGGGGGGCACCAACGGAUGGCUUCCCGUUGAUUAUCAACAGACUUGCUCGUACAUAUCAAGCCAGUCCUCGAUGUCAGAACCAUCCGUGCCACAAAAGGUUCCCAGGUCUUGUGGAUGGGCCAGGAUGACCGUAAGCACAGACUGCUGAGACGUUGUUGCUUCGUCGGCCAUUGUGGCGGCAGGGUUCAUGGAGGCCCUGGUUGCUGAGGGGACGCUGGGUUCUUCACCUGAGCCAUGUGCCAUAGGAGUGACAGCACCAGGUGGCAGCACCACCAAGCGCAGCUGGCAACAGCUGCGGCAGGCUGUGCGACAGACUCGCUGUCGCUUGUACGGCCUUGCCUCACGCCUUCCCAGCAGUGUUGUCUUUGGCAAGGGCCGCCUCUACUUCCUCAGCCCGCUGACUGAGGGACGGGAGAGCAGCCUUCACUAUGUCGACCUGCCUCCGCUCCAAGCUCAGGGCGGCAGCACCGAGGCCACUGGCCUGGUUGGGGUUGGUGGCUCGAAUGGCAGCAGUGGCAAUGAAGGUGUGGCAGGGGCUGGUGGAACACUGGGCUCAGCAGCUCCUCCCGUGCUCCAGUGGCGCCCUCUGCUGGACCCCAAGUUCCACCGGUGUCACCCGCCUGGACGGCUGUCACGAGAGGAACAGCUCCAGUGGGAGCGGCGCCGCCUCAUGGCCUGGGGCAUCACGUCCUUCGACUACCAGGGUGGUCGCUUCGUUUUUCCGGCUGGUGGCUCCCUCUUCUUCUGCGAUGACAUGCCCCUGGGAGGUCCGCACUUCCCGGUGGAGCUCCGCACAUCGUUGAGCUGUGCACGCCUCAAUGCACAGCUUUGCCCAUGCAAUGGUGAUGUCGUGGCCUUUGUGGCAGCAGGCGACCUGUGGGUCACUCACCUGGGCUCAGGUGCCGAGGCACGGCUCACGCACACUCGCUCAGAAGGUGCAACUGUGUCAGAGAGUCCAGUCAGUGUGGGCGUACCAUCCUACGUGACCCAGGAGGAGUUCAACCGGUACGUCGGCUUCUGGUGGUGUCCCAUGGUUGAUGCAGUGGGAACGUACCGCAUCCUGUACGAGGUGGUGGACGAGAGUGACGUGGAAGUGCUUCAGCUGCCUUCGUUUGGCGAAGAUGGCACAGCGGGCACAGAGGAGCACCGCUUCCCCCGUGCGGGUUCUCCAAAUGCCCGCUCCUCCCUUGCCCUAGCACAGUUCUCACUCUCCCACACUGGACAGAUCGAGAAGGUGUGUCUACUGUCCCUCACUGAGCCCUUGUCGUCGCUGUCACCAAGUUCAGAGUACCUGCUAAGAGCUGGCUGGACACCCGACGGCUCUGCGGUGUGGGCAGAGCUGCUUGACCGUCCACAGCAACGACUGCAACUUGUGCUGUUCCCGCUGAGCUGCUUCCAACCCCCUGAGGGUUUGCAGCAAGCAUCGGCACAGUCCCUCCUUCUCUGGCAGGAGACCUCCCAAGUCUGGAUCAAUGUGCAUGAUGUACUGAUCUUCCUGCGGCCAGAGUCUCCCCAGGAGCUGCGCCUCCUGUGGGCCAGUGAAGAAUCCGGCUUCCGGCAUCUUUACCUCCUGCGGCUACGCACAGAUGGCCAGGCUCCCUGCACGGCCCUUCCACUGCCCUCGGGACAUGGCUCAGAUCGCCUGGUUUACAAGACACAGCUCACUGCUGGGGAGUGGGAGGUGUCCGAGAAGGAUGUGUGGGUGGACGAGAGCCGGCGACUAGUCUACUUUGUGAGCCUCAAGGACACACCCUUGGAGAGGCACCUGUAUGUGGUGGGCCUUGAUGGCCAGUUACCGGUGUCAAGGCUGACUGAGCCAGGGUACUCUCACAGCAUCUUCAUGGAUCAGGGGUGCAGCAUGUUUGUUACGGUCAAGAGCAGCCUGAGUGAGCCACCCUCGAGUGCUGCGUAUGGGCUGAACCACUUGGAAGAACCAUCAUGUCCACCAUCUCCACGCCUUCUGGCAGUCUUACUGGAGCCAUCAAGACCUGUUGUGAUGCCUCUGCUGGAUGGUGCCAGUGUUGGGGGCUACCAGGAGCCAGAGCUCUUCAGCCAUACAAUCUCAUCGGGCCAUGUGGUGUUUGGCCUGGUCUUCAAGCCGGCACACUUGGAGCCACAGCGUCGUUAUCCCACAGUGCUCACCAUCUACGGGGGCCCAGAGGUCCAGCUGGUUACAAACUCCUUCAAGGGCAUGCGGCAUCUGCGGCAGCAUCUUCUGGCCUCCGAGAACUAUGCAGUUGUGGUGGUGGAUUGCCGAGGAUCACGGCACCGGGGCAUUGAGUUUGAGUCGCAUAUCAAAGGCCGCAUGGGCACAGUUGAAAUAGCGGAUCAUGUGGAGGUACUGCAGUGGCUGGCCCAGGAGAAGGACUACAUUGACCUGUCCAGGGUGGCAAUCCAUGGUUGGUCCUAUGGCGGCUACCUGUCGUUGAUGGGGCUGGCACAGCGGCCAGACAUCUUCAAGGUAGCUGUGGCUGGGGCGCCGGUCACCUCAUGGGGGCUCUAUGAUACGGGCUACACAGAGCGCUACAUGGGUGCCCCCCAGGACAACCCACAGGGCUACAGGAGGGGCUCUGUGCUCUCCUACAUCUCGCAGCUGCCCAGUGAGCAGAACCGGCUGCUCAUCGUGCACGGCCUGAUGGAUGAGAAUGUACACUUCACACACACCAGCCAGCUAGUGGCUGCACUUGUCAAGGCUGGGAAGCCCUACCAGCUUCAGGUUUACCCAGCUGAACGACACAGUUUGCGGCACUUGGACACAAGCGAGCACUAUGAGACGACGCUACUGAGCUUCCUGCAGGACAACCUCUGACUCUGCUACAAGAUGACGUGGUUGCAGAUCCAUGUUUCCAAAGUGGUGCGCAGACCAGGGCGCCUGAUCCUGAGCCAUCGCUUUACUGUGCCGUGGUAGUUCCUUGCCCUACUCUUCUGGUUGGGGAUGGCAACGGAAGUUGCUCAUUCAUGGCUGCCAUAUGGCACUGCUGCCUGUUGGCUCUGCAACAGUCCUCCAUGCUACAAGGCAGUGCAGGCGGUGCCCACUGGCCUGAUGAAAGUGAGCUGCAGCCGAGUGGCUAAACAUCAGGUUCAGCUAUCAUUGCUGCUUUGGCAGCCCAGAACGAUGUCUUGUGCUACAUGGUGGCUUUCGCUCGCGCCAGCAACACGAGUAGCAGCCUUGGUGCUGUUUAUGGCUGACACGGGCCCUGUAGUGAUGCAGCCUAGGCUGGCCACCGUGGCUCAAUUGCAUGAGUUACAAGAGGCCAGUGCUUUGGCAGCAGUCAAUCAUCUGCCAUGCCAUUGAAGCUGCAGUGUCAUGAGGGAAACAGCUUUGGUUGGCCCAAUAAGUGUUUCAUAUGCCAAUCAGCAUUCAUUGCUGGAUGCAGUCACUAAUGGUGUGCAUUCUUGUCAGCAAGUGAACUCUUCUGUGUGGUUCCCCUUCUGUGCCUGGUGAUAGCAGUGACCUGCUAGGUGUGACUUACCAUGAUGAUAGUGCAUAUAAGUGAUCAAACAUCUCCACAAGGGAAGGUCUGCUCCUGUGGGCAGGUUUUGGCAGACGAUAUGGCAGGAGUGAGGCAGUAAUGGGCAUGUAUGUGCUCUGUUGUCAUUGUUGUGUGUGUCCCAACUGUUUUGCUGGAUCUACGGCAACCUUUUAUUUUAUUUGACCAGGUAGGUAGGUGUCCUAUGCAUUCAUUGCAGUGUGUGGAAACAGAGUUGGUAGAAAAAAAGACAUGGAAUGUGUUGAUGAGUGUGCUAGUGUGGGCCUUCAUGUGUCACUUGACACCCCAAUGAAUGAAACAACAGCUCUUCUCCUCGGUCAUAUUGCCUGCAUAGGAAUGCAGAGAUAACUGUGCCACGGGCUCUUCAAGAGCUGGGUGACAGAAGCAAGAUGAAUGCCUAAUACAUUUUAUUUAUGCAAAGGUUUGCUUUAAUAUGUUUGUGCAGAAGUUGCCAAGAUGCUAGUACAGAUAUGGCAGAAGGGUAACAUUUCAUAUGGCAUGGUGAAUUAGUUUUCAGUGGUAUCAUGAAUGUAAUUAUUAUAGAACAUUUAUGGACAGGGCAGCUAUAAGCAUCACUUAUACGCUGGCAUCACUUCAAGAAGGUACUGUAGGUACCUUCUUGAAGGUUGAACUAGAAGGAUUCCUUGUGGCAAAGGAUGUGGAAAUAUGAACGCUGUGUCAUUCCAGUGAACCGGUGUAGUGGAUGAGUCCAGCUACUGUAUACAAUUUUUGUAGUGAAUAAGGAGAAAAAAAAGAAAGAGGCAGUAACUGUCUGAAGGGAGAAAUGGUCAAGUUCUGCAUCAUGUGCCACAAAUUAUUUGAAUUCACGUCAGUACUUGUGCUGCUGGCUUCUGCCUGCUGAUUAAUUAAGUGUGAAAAUUGAUACCUUGCUUAUAUUUUCCCGACUCAACAAACCAAUUGCUACGUUCUAUGAAAUAAAAAAAAAAGAAUUGCUGUUAAAACUUGAUUUCCCACUUGAACUAGACAUCCUCCCCCCAUCAUAUCUUUAAACUUUUCAAAGGGUUGAGACUAAUGAACUUGGCUUUUCUAGAGGCGACCCCAUUGGUAAAUGAACUUCUUGCCGCCCGUUUUUAAAAGAAAGUUGAUUUGAAAAUCAGACAUGUCACAUUAGCAUGAUGACAGAUGCUGCCAGGGCAUUAACUGAUUGGUGUUUUUUCUGAGGAACCCUAUAAGCUUCCAGAUGCCUCGUUGUCAUUACUCCCUAGACAUGCGUGCUUAAUGGGCAUAACAAAAUAUCUGCACAUAAUCAAAUAAAUACAUUGUGUUAAAGAUGAAAAAAAAAAGAAACUACUAAAAAACUCGCACAAGCUAAGCUUAACAGAAAGUAGGAGAGAUGAGUGCUUACUGUCAUUGUGUUGCAGAGCUAAAGGAGUGUCGGUUGGGAUUGUUGUGUGCAUUGAUUUGAGUACUCUUGUAGCCCAAGAAAGCCAUUUGUUGAAUCCUAGGGUUGUCAGGAAUCUGCUUUGAAAAACCAUGCUGUAUUGAACACUUUUGUAGUGCCAUGUGACAUAGGGAACGCUCUUAGCCUCUCCGCAGGUGGGAUCUUUCUGCCCACUGUAGUGCAUUCACUGAUGACCUAUGGCAUCACUUCAGUUUGGGUCGCAACAUGGCUACCGUGGAGAGUUGCGCAUGUGUAACAACUUUAAUAUACAGCAUUCUUCUGCUUGACUGGCUCCAAAGUUAUGAGUGGAACUCUACUUUGAGCCUGGUUUAGUAAAUUGUGUUAUGAAUGACAUAAGGUAACACGAAAAUUGAAUAAAGUGAUGAACAAGGGGA